AAUCACUUAAAACUGCUGAUGUGAUGGAUAAUAAUUGCAAUAUAACUGCAUGUGAUACAGCCAAAAGUGAAGAUAAAGUGGAGGAUGUUAGUGGGCAAGUGCCAAGCGUACCUUUGGCAACUGGACAGACGUACGCUUUCACCACUUUUCCCACUCAGUGUGACCCAUCUAGUUUUUCAUAUGUUCUUCAGUCCUCAACAGUCAUGCAUCUUGCUCAUACUCAGACUACUGCUUCUAUACAAACUGAAUCUGGCAGGCGAUCCCAAGGAACAUCUCCACUUCACUGUGCAACCCCUUCACCACCACCAAAUACCUGCUCAGUCCAGGUUUCUGUUACAGAAGAUGAGGAGAGUGACAAUGAAAGUGAUGAUGUUGCUUGUUGUGAAACAACACAAGUUCAAACUUCUUGUCAUAGCCAAUCUGUUACAACAGCCAUACAAGUAGAUAUGGAUUCUCAAACCAAUUCUGAAGAAGAUGAAGAAGAAGAAAGAAAAAUUGAGAUUGAUAAGACUGAAGAAAAUAAAGUUGAAAUGUCUGAUUCAGCUAAUCAAACAGAAUCUGUUCCAUCUGAGAGUCCAAAAUCUGAUGUGGAAUUGGAAGAUGUUGUUUUGCCUCAGGAUGAACAAGUUGGGAAAGAAAUUUCAGAAAAUUUGCCAUCUACAGCUGUGUUUGAAUCAGCAAUUAAUUCUGAUAUUGAAACACCAAUUGGGCCAAAUAUUAGUAUUAAAGAAGAUAUUGUACAUUCUGAAGCUGGGUUAGAAAUAGUUACUUCUGAAACGGAGCUUGCUCCAUCAUUGCCCGUAGAAAGUAAACCAGUAAUGGAUUUCAUUGACCACCAUGGUCUGAAUCUUUUAGUGGAUAGUAUAGAGGAAUUUGCAUCAAGAGAGCAAGAAGCACAUCACAAGCAAGAAGAUGGAAAACAAACAGUUAUGGCACCAGCAAGUAUUUCAUCAGAUGUUGCUAAAGAAGUUGUAAAUAAUGAGCAAAUUGUAAAAGCUGAAACAAAAGAAUCUGAUUGCAGUUUGUCUGUGAAAUCAUAUACUCCAUCAUAUAAGACAAUAGACACAUCAUGUACUGAUGGCUUAGGCCUUCUUUGUGCUCUUGCAGAACAGAGGUUUUUUGAGGAAGCUAUGAAUGUGGAUGAAAACAAAGCAAAACAACUGCAGAAUAAUAGAGAUUGUUAUUCUUUUGAAGAAGAAAUGGACAAUAAUUCACAUUCAAAUGUUUCAUCAGUUAAAGAACAUUUACAGCAGCCAAAUUCUAAUGAUUCAUCUCUACAUUCUUCAGGGUCAUCAUCUCCAGAUCACGGAGAAGCUACCGAGUUAGAAAUGAGACUCCGGCUUGCUGAGCUUCAAAAGAAGUACAGGCAAAAACAGCGUGAACUAGAAUUGUUAAAAAAUAAGAAAGAAAAAGAGAAUAGUGAUGAUGAUUUAACAUAUCUUGCUAAGCCAUCUAAAACCAGGAAAACCAUAUCACCAGUCAGAAAUGCAUCUGCUUCUCAUGUAAAAUAUUCAUCUGGAUUUAAUGAAGAUAAUAUUUAUUCCCAAAAUUCUGUCUCAAAGCCAUGGCAGAAAAAGCAAAGCAAAUCUCCUGAAGAAGCUCUAAUGAAUGAAAAUUUAACUUGCAGUUUGAAUGUUGUGAAGCAGUGUAAUGCAGAAAAUGACAAGAAGUGUUUGAAAGAAGAUCAAGUAGAAAUAACAGAUAAAGAAGAAAAGGUACCAAGUGUAAGGACAUCUCCCGAGAUCAGUACAUCUCUUUGUGGAGAUUCAAACACUUCAAUUCCAAGCUCUGAUUUAUCAAAUGAAUCAUUUUGUAAAAAAUCUGCAUGUGCCAUUAAGAAAUUUAAAAGUGAAAAUAGUUUAGAUUCAAAUAGCAGUAUGAGUAAAGAUGAUGGCAGCUCUCAAGAUCAAGAUUAUGACAAGAAUGACAAAAGCAAAACACCAUUUUUUGAUGAGCAAGCGUGGUUUGUUCGAAGAAGUGAACGAAUAUUCCUUAGUGAUGCUCGUUCUACUGCUGUCCAACAACAACAGUCUGCUGUUACUGACAAAAAUAAGCGUAGUGGAUCAAAUGCUUCUCAGAAAAUAUCAGUAGAUGUUAAUCAUAAAGAAAAAAAAGAGCAUUCCAUAAAAUCUACCAAUGUACAUAAAUCACAGGAUGAUAGUGAAGGGAAGAAAGGGAAGUGCAGAGGAUUAAAAAAAUCUAAAUCAAAUUUGCCAAAAAAGCGUUCUUUAAGUGAGAGCUGUGACUCAGGUAGUAGUUGUGAUGAGGAAGUUUCUUCUUCUGAUAGUGAACAUAGUGAUGGAGCUUCAAGUACCAGUGAAAAUUUGCCUCUUAGUAUAUUUGUCGAACAAUCGUCCAGUAAAACUCCAAUGCCAGAAAGGCAGAAAAGGUUGUCAACAGACAGCGAAUGCAGUGACUUCAGUUCUGGUCAAAGUGAAGACAUUCCAUUAAGUGUAUUAAUUGGCCAAAAAAGCAUUAAAUAUCCUGAGCUGAAAUCCUGCAUUCUCACGCCAGAUGAAUUGCAAGAAAAUGCUCGUCUUCUGGUUUUAGAUGAAGGUUUAUUUUAUGCGGGCUACAUAACAAAAAGUGAAGAUCCAGAUAUGUAUGGUAUUUUGAUUGAUGGUGAGAGAGCUGCUCGACCUCACAUGUUUUCAAAGGAAGAAAUUUUGAAUGCAGCUGUACUUGAAGUAAAGCCAACCCAUAAACAACAGCUACCUGAAGGAUCAAGAAUAUGUGCUUUUUGGAGCCAGCAGUAUCGAUGUUUGUAUCCUGGAACAAUUACAAAAGCAUCUAGUCCAUUGCCAGACCCUUCUAUGUUGUAUGUGGAAUUCGAUGAUGGGGAUUCGGGUCGAAUUGCUCUAAAUGAUAUAAGAAUGUUGCCCCCAGAUUUUCCAAUAGUGUCAAUGGAACCUAACCCAUUCAUGAUUUUGGGUAAACGAAGAGCUCGAGCCCAAAGUCAGAAUGGUAGCACAGUAAAUGAUGCCAAAAAUGGAAGUGAGGCAACAAAUCAGAAGAAUGAUAAAGAAAAGAGUGAGCAUAAAAAGCACAAAAACGUUGUCAAAGCUAGCAAAAAAAGUCAUAUUGAAGGCAAAAACAGCAAGGAAAUGUCUAAAAGCAAAAGCAAAUCACCAUCUACCUCAAAUCGCUCUCGCAGCUCGUCAAAAUCGUCUUGUAGCAGUCACAGUGAAGUUAAGAACCAAAGCAUCGCUGGAAAAAAAGAAACCAGUGAAGAAAGUAAGAAGAAAACUGACAUGAAAUCAAAACACUGUCUUAAACAACAGAACUUUGAGAGCAAAACUGAUGAUAUGUGUGCAUCAGUAUCAAAACCAAAGAAACACAAAAAACAUAAAGAAGACCAUCAUAAACAUCAUCAUCACCAUCAUCAUAAGCACCAUCAUCAUAAAAAACAUAAAGCAGAGAAACAAGAACGUCAUUCUGUAGAUGCUGUGAUAUCUUCAAGCACUUUACCCUCUAGUGAAGACUCAUCGAACUGUCUUUCUUCACCUGCAGACCAGAAUACAUUUAUUUUAGAAAAUUCCAAGUCAGAACUUACUGUAAAAAUUAAGAAAUCUCCAUCUCCUCAUACAGCUCAAGAAGAAGCUGCAGCGGCUUUGGUUGUUUCAUCAGCAGCUGCUGUCACUAGUAAAACGAGAGCUCUGUCACCCAGUGGCUGCAGUUCUGCAGAUGAUGAUGCUUCUUUGGAACCAGCAAAGAAAAAAGUGAAGAAAGUUAAGCAACAAAUUACUCAAAGUAAGCCUGCAAAAAGGAAAGACCGCAUGCCUUCAGUUGAAAAGAGUAAAAUAGCAGCAUUUUUGCCGGUACGUCAGCUGUGGAGAUGGUCGGGAAAAAGCUUCCGCAGACCCGGGGCGAAAGGAAAAGCUAAAAAAGAAUUUUAUAGGGCUAUUCAACGUGGCAAAGAAACAAUAAGGGUAGGGGACUGUGCUGUUUUCUUAUCAACUGGACGACCACACUUACCAUACAUUGGUAGGAUAGAAACAAUGUGGGAAUCGUGGGGUGGUAAAAUGGAUGUUAAAGUCAAAUGGUUUUACCAUCCUGAAGAAACCAAAAGUGGAAAGAAACUCAGUCAAAUAAAGGGAGCACUGUUCCAGUCUCCACAUUUUGAUGAAAAUGAUGUGCAAACGAUAUCUCAUAAGUGUGAAGUCUUAUCAUGGGAAGAAUAUCAACAAAAGAGGCAUCCAGAAAAUAAUUAUGGAUCUUUAUUUGACAAUAAUGAUACAUAUUUCCUGGCUGGAACUUAUGAUCCAAUUAUGGGAACUCUCAUACUGGAACCUGGUGUUCCAGCUAUACCUUCAACCACAUCAUCGGAUCUGUAAAACCUAGUUUGUGAUCAGACUGUUUUGUUUUGUGCUGUGUCACAAUUUUGCUUAUUUGUUAGUUGUUUUUAAACUUUGUUUCAGUGAAGCUGUGUCAUUGCUUAGCAAAUACUUCACUGGCAUUGGUCUAGUUAUUGGUUAAGUGCUUGUCAUUGUUCCAUUUAUUUGUUACAUUUUGCACUGUGUGUAUGUGAUUUCCUUGUUGCUUACUUCAACUGAUACAAUGAGGGGCUUCCCGGUGUACAGUAAGAAUCAUUUGUGUUUACUUUUCUCAUGCAGUUAACUGUACAUUAGAUAUUAUCACUUACAUACAGUGAGUACCUGAAAUGUAGUCUAUUGUUAUUUCUUUUUUUGUUUGUUUUUGUUUUAUAGAAAAUCUUUUUUGCUAUGCUGGAAAAAUCAAAGUGUUGUUAGCCGCAAAUGCACGUAGCACAAGAUUUUCAUCAUGCUGUAUGGCAAUUAUUGCCAACUAUUGGCAGUAGCAAUAUAAUGAAUAAUAUCUAUGCUGCGUACAGCUUCCAAAUUAAAAUUUUAAUGGGCUAUAUUGCACUUGAGCACUUCUUUCAUAACUUGGGGAGCCCCUUAAAUGCUCCUGUGUAAUUAAAGGGAGUUCAUGCUGAUAUUAUUCCUAAUGAUGAUCUAUGAUAAGUCUUGGCUCAAAGAGUAUGUAGGUUGAAUGUGUAAACAUUUGUAUCCGUGCAUUACUACUGAUGUUAGUUAUAAACAAGGACAUGUCUUUCCCUUGGACUUUUGGUUGGGGAAAAUUUUGUAUCAUGUUUGCAAGACAUUUUGGAAGGUGACAAAUAUACUGGUGGUUGUCAUGUCCGCCGGUAUUUCUUAUCCUCUUUAAAAUGUUUUUCUAUUUGAAAAAGAAAAGUGAUACAAAGAGGUUAUUUUUAAACAUUUUUGUUUUAUAGUCGAGAAUAUUUCAGGCUGUGAAUUAUUUCUUAACCUGUAAUCUCUCCACUCUUUAAAAAAGGCAGUGCCUUACUUUCUACUUUCCUCUUUAAAAAAGGUCAAAUAGUUAACAGAUGGCCCUCCCAUUAUGCAGAAAAUUAGAUUUAAAGUGGUUAGCCUUAAUUAAAAAUUAAAAAUUAUUAUUUUUUUGGUGAUUUAUUAUAACUAGCUCCACAAUGUGUGCAAAUGAAUAAUUAUUAAUCUGCUAAGAAAUUCUAUACCAAAUUAAUCUUCCUGUCAGGAAUAUCUUUAUACAUUUAAUGUCUAUGAACAAAUUUCUGCCAAGAAAAAUACUUUAUGACAAACAUUCCUAUUGAAAUUUGAUAUUAGAAGCACACCUUAAGAAGAAAUGGACUUCAUUUAUUCAUGUGUGUGUCUAUUUAGGAUGAAUAUGUUGUUUAUGUCUAGAACAUUCUUUAAAAUAUUUAAAAUCAAAACCAUAUAUUUGUCACCUCUAUUGAAAGACAGUAUUACGGCAUUAGUCUUGUGCAUUUUAGUUAUUGUUAAUUAUGUUUACACUUAAGCAAGAAACUGAGAAGUCAUUUUCAAGCCUUUUCUAUCUUAAGGUCUCGAUUUCCUGAAAUGCUGUAUUUAUGUGUGUUUUUCCUGGGUUAUUUAGAUAGCAAUAAAUGUAUCUACACUUUGUAUCCUAUUUUAGUCACUUUCUAAUGUAAUUUUAUGUACAUGACCAUUUUUAAUAUAAUACUGUAUAACUAGACAAUUUUUUUACAAUGGCCAAUUAUGCACAAUGAAAUUUUUUGCUAUUUGUAUUACAAUAUCAUUGUACAUGUGACUUGAAUUUUCUUACAUCAAAGGUGUAAUUAAAUUAAUCAUGAGACAAAUUUUAAUAGCCAGGGAUACCUUUUGCAUUUUGCAUCUGAUCCUACUGAAGCAUAACUGCAUUUUUUUUUUCUAAAUCACUAAAAUGAAGUUAUGUUUGUCCAGUCUAACAUAUUUGUUAAUCAGAAAGUACAACUAAUGAUACCAAGUGUUUGCCUUACAUGUAAAUUGGCUUUUUAAGGCCAAGCACCUGUACAUUGUGCAAUUUUGGGAGGGAAUAGAAAUAUCAAAGUUUUGCCUUUAACUUAAGCUAUGCACUUCAUCUUUCAUCAAAGUUAAUCAUAGUUGUCAUCAUUAUUCAUUGCUGCUGAAAAAUUUCUAAUACCUGUUUCAUUAUCACUGUAGAAUAUGCAAUAACAAUGCUUAGAGUAAUGCAAAGAAUUUUGAAAUCUUGCUCUGCUGCAAGUGUCUUUUCAUCACACUCUUCUUAUUUUUAAUGAAAUGAAAGGUCAGAAUUUGUAAAUUCCUUUCUAAUUAUCAAGUUUCCUUCUCUUGUUACAUUAUUAUAUCACAUUUUGUCAAUUAAAUUAUGUGAUUCAUUCUCAUUUACAAAUGUCUUUUAAAAGUGUGUUGAUAUGAAGCCUAUUUUUAGAAGAAUGAAAUACCAGAGAAGGGUUGGUAAUAUUUUAAUACUAGAAAAAUUAACUUUUUCUCCUCAUACACGCACAUAGAUACAAGAGCAAGUAAGAAUAGUCUCAGGUAAUUUUUUGUAAUUAGGUAUAUUCUUUAAAAAUUUUUUUGUCUAAGUAGUAAAUGUUACUUAUGAAGUUUAUAUUGAAGUUAAUAUAGCAGUUCUUCAUUUUUUCAAAAUUCAUAUCUAAAAGACUGAUUUAAUGAUUGAUAGAGUUUUUUUUGUUUGUGUGUUGAUAUGCAGAAAAAUCAAUGAAAAGUAGUCGUAAUUCUGGCCCCUUAAUUUCAGAAUGUGGUGAGUGAAAUUUGUCUGUCAGAUUGUGAAUGAAUUGGAUAUCAAAUCCAUACUGAUAUGAAACCUGAAAGCUUUAAGUGUGAUAAUAAGCCUUCUUCGAAACGUGAUCGUUAAGAAUAAACUAGAUGGAAAUGAGUUGUGACAAACAGUAAACUAAUUACAAAUUUUAGGAUGUUUUUAUGUGUUUUUUUAUUCCACCUAAUAUAAUUUUAUUGCCUUGAUAUUUCCUUUGAUUAAACCUCUGAUUUUAAUUCCCCUUUGCUUGCAUAAUAGUUGUGUAAUUCUGACCCAUUAUUUUGAAUAGAUGGUGACUUAAAUGUGUCAAAUUAUUCAACAGAUUGAAAAUAAAAUAAAUCCCAAAUCCCUACUGAUGUGAAACCGAUUUUAAAUAAAAGCUUUGUGAGAAAUAACUCGUAUUUGUAAAAUGUGAUCGUUACAGGUAAACUAAAUUGAAACAAAUUAUGACUAAUUGCAUCAAAUGCCAAGUAAAGGAUUACUUUUACUAUGUUUUUUUAUAUCUGUAUUCCACCUAAUAUAAUUCUGCUGUUUUGUUUGAUAAACCAAUAUGAUUAAUUGCUUGUGCUUGUAUAAUCAUCUUGCUUCUACGAACAAUUAGUAAAACUGGUCAGAAUCAAAGAAUCAUUAUAAAAUGUUACGUCCAAAUCUAUAGUCUAAAGCAGUUCCUCCCCCCCCCAAAAAAAAAUCAGGAUUGCAACCCAUCAGAAUUUUAAAAAGAAUAAUGAAAUAUAGCAAAUCAUCAUUUAUAGCAGUGCUUCCCAAACUUUUAGUUGUGUAACACUCAUACAUAUAGCUGCAAAUUAUCGUAUUGUACCUGAACAUAAUUGGUAUGGAAAAGAGGGAGUGAAAAAAUUUUAGUAGAAGAAAAUAUAAUAAUGAAAUAAUAAUUAUUAUAUACAGUUAUUAGCUAUUAAUAUUUAUAAAUUAAUGAUUAUAAUUUAACAUUCAUAAUUAGGUAUUCUUGCAUGAGGUUGAUUUACUGCUCGUGAUCAUGAUCAAAACAAAAGAAACAGAUAAUAUUGUCAUUCUAAACCUUAUGAAAAGCAGCAGUGUCCACAAAUAAAUAAAUAAACACAAAGAAAUUACAUGUACUAAUUACAUUACCAGAACAUUUAUUAUGUUGCCAGAUUACUAUAUUAUACUGCAUUACUAGAAGAAUGAAGUGAUGUAAUACUGAAGAGGACCUGUUGUAUUGUUGGACAAACAGAAAAAAUUAUAGGACUGUACUCUUUUUUUUAUAUAUUAUUAUUAUUAAACUUUUACCAUUAAAUUAAUGUGUCUUAAGACAGAAAAGAAAGUCUGAAGCUGUAUUCUUUUUUGAUGAAUAAUUAAAUUUCUGCCAUUAAAAUACAGUGUCCUAGAAUAAUACCAUUAAAUUAUAGUGUUUUUUAUGAUUCUAUGAAAUAUUUUAAUAUUUUGUUACAAAUAAAGUAAGCAAGUAAUGCCAAAUUUUAUUAUACAGAGAAAUAGACUAAUUAUUUCUUUUUUUACACAUUUUGCAAUUUAUAUGCGUUCACUGAUUUCUUUUGGCGAAGUAAUGAGGUGUUAUAAAAUGUGGUGAGGUAGGUCCACUAAGGCCAAAGAGGGAACCAAUUACAGCCAAAUCAAAUGGGUAGUUCAUACACAUAAUCGGGCACACCAGUGGCCAAGUUGCUGAACAUGGGUAGUUUUUUCCAAGGUUCGAAACCAGUGAACAGGCUGGCUGCAUGGGCAUUUUCAUGGUUUUCCCCAUGUAUAACUUUAUAUACAAGUCAGUUUCCCAUAGAAAGUUCUCAACGAAGGUAUCCCUUCCCUUGGGCAGAUAGCCCUCGAGGCUUUGCUGUAAUAAAAUAAACCAAGCCAUACGCAUUAAUCAAAGGCAAAUACAAGGUGGAUCAGCUGUUGAUAUAGAUAUAGCCCAGUAGGUCAUCUGUUGCAAGAAUACCCAUAAUUAUAUAACAAAACAAGAACUUCCUAAACUUUUAGGAGCCAUAGAUUUCUAGGAUCAUUUAGGGUAAUAUGUAUUCUCCCUAAAAAUAAAAAUUGUAUUUAUAGUUAUGAAACUUAUAAUCAAAAAUCACUAAAUUAUUCACAAACCGUGGAAGUACUGCGGCUUAGCAUAGGAAUAAAUAUUUAAUUUUUCUCUUGCAAAAUUUUUUAAAAAGUUAUGUAUUUCCAUAGUUUUUUUCCUAUAAAUUGAAUAGUUUUCUGAAAAAAUAACUAAAAUUUCUGAAAACACAUAGAUUAUUUACAUACAGUUAUCUGAUCAUAAAUUGUUUUAUCUCUGUGGUAUGUUAGAGAAUGUGAUUUCUUUGUUUGAAGUUUUUUGUUUCAUGUAUUUCUAAUAAUGCAUUGGAGAUGAAUAGCUAAGAAUCCUAUCCUUAUCCUCAAUAUUGUUAAAUACAAUAUCUGUGUAGAUUUCUUAAAUAUACUCUAGUCCAUUUUUUAAAAAUUUCAUUUCAGAACGAAUUUAUAUUUUAUUUUUAGUCUAUUUCAGGGCAAAAUUUUGUUCCUCACAUCUUAUAAUAAUCCAAAUUUAAAUUUCAGUUGGGUGCGAUUUACAUGCCAGUUAUUGUGCCAUUUUUUUCACCUCCUUUCAACCUUGCUUGUUGCCAAAUAUUCAUAUCACAGCUUUAAAUGCUUUUUUACAAGUACAAUGUGCCAUAUGUUUCUAUAUGUGUGUGAUUCAUUUCAUGUGAAUGAAACAAAAGAAUGCAGCCUAGUUUUUAGUAAAAGAGCUAUUAGUUCUUUUAAUUAAUAAAUGAAUGCAUGAUCAGUGAAGUCAGAAUUUUUUUCCCCCAGUAGGGAUAUUUUAAAUACUUAUAGCUUGAAGAGAAAAUUUUUAAAACAUCUCAUACUUAUUGCUUUUCCAUGUGUGCCAUACAUGUCCAAAGACUAUCACUGUUAAUGACUUCCAUCUUAUCUAUGCAAUACAAAGGUUUAUGUAAAAAUGAAUACAGCAUUUCGGGAAGUUUUAGUCCUAUUUAAUAUACAUGAAGUAAUUGUUUGAAAUUGAUCACGAUUGUGUAGUAUUUAGAUGAGCAUCAUAAUCUGAAUGUUUAAUUGUUAUGGUAUUAAGAAUAGUUCCCAUUUACUUAUACUUGUCAGCUUAUUGAUAUUUUUCUCUUAUUGUUGUACAAUAUAGUUUUGUUUGUGCAGAAAUGGUAAUAACAUGUUUUAAAUUAUGGUUAUGUGUUUUGACAAAUGUAAUUAAUGCAUUCAGAUGUUCUAAAUCAGUGGUUCACUGUAUUGUAAUGAAUUUCAAAUUGCUUAUUACUGUCAGGUAUUAAAUGAAAACUUUCAUAUUGCUGUAAUUUAUUGCGAGAUAGAUCUAAAUGUUGAGUUCAGUUUGUAAAAAUGAAUGUAGUAUAUUAAAAUAACUCUUUAUUUAUUGAUCUGUGAAUGAAACAAGAAACCCUUCUUUUACUAAAAGAACAAAAAGGAAAACCUUUUUUAAAAAAACAUUUUUAUGUAUGUUAUGAAAAUUUUCAUAUCUUUUAUAACUUGGAUACAUUUCAUCAUGUGCAAUUAGCUGUGAAUACCUAACCUUCUUUUCCAAAUAAGCAAGUAUAAUAUAAAUUGAAUUCUUUGUAAAGAAUUUGUAAUGAAAACGGAGAACCACUAGUGAAUUACUAAUCAAAAUAGCUUAAUUUAAAAAAAAAUUUCAAUUCUAAUGUAUAUUACAUGUCUCAGCACGCUUAAAGCUUAAGUAGUAAUGGAAACAUACAUAAAACAAAAAUAAAUAAAUUUAAAAAAAAAAAAAAAAAAAAAACUGCAAAGCCAUCGUAGAUUUGUGCAACGCAUUUUGAUUUCUUGUACAGUGUACAUAAAUAAUGCGUGUAUAAUGUAUGUACUAUCUGGGUGUCUUUUGCCAUGUAGAAAACCCUAUUUUUAUAUAUAAGAAAAGCCAUUUCGAAGGGAAGCUAUUGUGAUGGUGCUGGUUUGUAUAUUCACAGGAAAAUAUUGUAGUUAAAGUUUGGUAUGAACCUAUUUUGUCUAUGUAAUGCUGUUACUAGACUUCUAGUGUUAAAGUCUAGAAUGCAUAAAAAUGGUGCCUGCUUGUGAUAUUAAUUCAUUUUAUUUAAAAUCAGCUCCUUUUAUUAUGAUAAUAUUCUGUUAUAAAUGUUAAAAAUAUUGGGUAUAAAAAAAGGCUUGAACAUUAAAUAUUUUUAUGGAUUAACUCAAUGACCUAAUUUAUGGAACUAAAGCUUGCUUUUUAUGUUUCAUUUUUAUGACACUUAUUUAUAGGAUUUCUUGAAAAAGUUGUAAUCUUUUCUGUAUAAUGUGUACAAGAGAAUAAAGUUUUUAAGAGAAAAUAAUGCAAAAGUCAGAAAUCAAAAAAGAAAAAAGAUUGGGUUUUAUCAUUUUUUAAACAUACUGAAAAAUCUGUUUGUCUGUUAACAAACUCCAGUGUUACCUCAGUUAAAUAAAAUACUUGAAUUGCUGUAUCUUUAAAUAUUAGAAAUUUUAGUGAAAUUUAGAAAUUUUUAGUUAAAUUAGAAAUUUUGACAUAAAUUUGUUUCAGUUGGAAAAAUAGAACUUUUUUUAUUCCUGCAAAAGUCAUUUUCCUUAGCAAAAUUUUUAAAAGUAAGCAAGAAAUUACAGUAACAUAAAUAUACCAAUAAAACAUACUAAAUAAAUAUUUUAAUGUAAACCAUAUGUUGGUGAGAAGGUGAAAGGGUUUGAAUUGGAACUCUCAUAAUCACUUUUCUCCCCUUGAAAUUUGCUCCAAUUUAAUAUUCUGCAGAAUUUUUUGGAAAAGUAAUAGUUAGUUCUAAAACACUUAGGAUUGACAUGAACAGUAUAAAUACAGUAUGAAAAUAUAUCAAUGAAAAAUAUUAAAAUUAUAAUUUUGUGUAAUCCAUUUCUGAAAUAAAUACAAGAACGUAGCUGUUUGAUCAUACCAUUCUUUUUCCCCAUUAACAGAUCAAUAAAGAGACAUCUCCAUGUAUGCAUGUACUAAAGCUUAUUUUUUAUUAAAUUUCAAUUAAAAGUCAAAUAAAAUCUGCUUAAAAUAAUAUCCCGCACCCCGAUCUAUUAGAAAAUACCAUAUUUGUUAUGUUGCUGAAAAUUGAAAUUAGAGCAUUUGUUGUAUAUUCUGCAAAUACAUCAAAUGCUGUAAUUGAUAAAAAAAUAUGAAGCUGUCUUGAGUUGUGCAACUCUUAAACCUAACUGAGGUUCUACUGUGUUUUUCAGUGUAAUUGCAAAGAGUAUUUUCUUUAUUUUAAAUUUGAUUUCAGUUUCAUUAAACAAUUUCAGUAUUUUUCUUUUGUUUCUGAAUUUUCACCUUCAAAUGUGUGGACCAGAAAUUUAAAUAAUUAGUAAAUAUUUUUGUUAAUAUUUCACCAGUCAUCACUUUAAAAUGACAGUAAGCUAAAAUGUUUUUCAUCUUUUCGCAAUCAUUUUUAGUUUUAUUAUAUUUUAAACAAUGACCAUGUUUAAGACAUUUUACUUAACCGGAACAAAACCAAUUAAAAAAAAUCACAAGUCUUCAUUACAUUGACAAUGUAUUUGUAAAUAUGAUCAUUAUUUGUCCAUUUCAUCGCAAAUGUGAUUUUUACAUGUUUUUAUGUGCAUGUGUAUAUUGUAUUAUAAAUUGUUUUUUUAAUGUUGGUUAUGUAAAAAAAAAUACUGUUACAGGUUCGAAGGUAAAAAGUUUUAUAUGAAUGUUAAAUGCAUAUGUAGUUAAAAGCAUUUAUUGUUUAGCAGCAUAUGUUCUUUCACUGGACAGGUAUUUGAACCUGUAGCAGCAUUGGUUAUGAUGAAGCAGACAUCAUCGUGUGGUAAUGUGCAAAAUUUUAUCAAUGGAUGAUUGGUCUGUUUUAAGACAUUAUAUAAAUUGCAUAUUUUAAUUAAAAUUAUUCAUUUAAAUUUACCUGUUAAUUUGAAAGUUGAAAAUGAGAAAACUAAUGUUGUUGUAUGUUUGUUGCAUAUGUAUCUGAAAUACAUGUGACUGAUACUUUCCUGUUAAAAUGGCUUUUUCAAUUGUACUUAUACUGCUCUGAAAAAGAGAAAAAAAUGUAAAAAGCAGAUGAUUUGACAGUUUAAGUUUUCCUAUGAUAAAUGAUAUUUUUGACUUUUUCUUAUCACAGGAGACUAAACAUCACACAUCACAAAUUGUAUGACUGAAAAAUUUAUCCCAUUUGUAUAUAUUAAAUUCUUUAAAUAAUUAAGUUUUUGACAAGGAACCUCUUCUAUCGGGAAUAAGUUGGCUUUCCUCAUGUGAUGAAGUUGCAGUUACAUAAAAAGUAAUAAAAUUGUUGUUAAGUAACUGACUGAAA
Stegodyphus dumicola is the source of this 13334-nucleotide messenger RNA. RefSeq lists its product as uncharacterized. Lineage: Eukaryota; Metazoa; Arthropoda; Arachnida; Araneae; Eresidae. Gene Ontology annotation, molecular function: chromatin binding. The record is from RefSeq and is a predicted model, not a curated record.